UACUAACAAGUGGAGACAAGUGAAGAUUUCUGUUCGUUUAUAUAAAACACUACAUAUCGUUCGUGGAGACAACAUCAUCAAUGAGAAGACACUGUGGAUAGUAAACGUUUCGUAGGGGAUAUAUAUGAACCGCUUUCUUUUCAAUUACAAAUACUUAGGAAAUUUGAUAUAUGUCAUCACCAGAUCCGAUGAGACAAGCGUGACCAGUCCACCACUGGCCCUUUAGACCUUUCUGCCAAUCAAAAGGUCCUACUGGAGCAAAGAGACGCCUCCUGCGUCCGGCUCUGAAUAACCCCACCAUUUCCUGCUUGUGUUGGUCCCCGUGAGUGUUUCAAAACUGUUUCUCCAACGCUUUUUCCAGAAACUAAGACUGUUUUCCAAAGCAGAAACAGCACAGACCUCCCAGACUGAGGUGAUGGGAAGUGUGCGGGCCAACCGCUACAGCAUUGUGUCAUCAGAGGAGGACGGUAUGAAGUUGGCCACUGCUGCGGUGCCCAAUGGGUACGGUAACGGGAAGAGCAAGGUCCACACCCGUCACCAGACCCAGAGCAGGUUCGUGAAGAAGGACGGACACUGCAACGUGCAGUUCAUCAACGUCAGCGAGAAGAGCCAGCGCUACCUCGCUGACAUCUUCACAACUUGCGUGGACAUUCGCUGGCGAUGGAUGUUUGUUAUUUUCUGCUCGGCGUUCUUGCUGUCCUGGCUCUUUUUUGGAUGUAUCUUCUGGCUGGUGGCCAUAUUUCACGGAGACCUGGAAAAUGGCAGCCCAAAGUGCGUCUCGAACGUAAGCACCUUCACGGCGGCGUUUCUCUUCUCCAUUGAGACGCAGACCACUAUCGGCUACGGCUAUCGCUACGUUACAGACGAGUGUCCCAUCGCGGUGUUUAUGGUGGUAUUUCAGAGCAUUAUAGGCUGCAUCAUUGAUGCCUUCAUCAUCGGUGCUGUUAUGGCUAAGAUGGCAAAGCCCAAGAAGAGGAACGAGACGCUGGUGUUCAGCCACAACGCUACGGUGGCCAUGAGGGACAAUAAGCUAUGCCUGAUGUGGCGCGUAGGCAACUUGCGCAAAAGCCACUUAGUGGAAGCCCACGUUCGUGCUCAACUCCUCAGGUCUCGAACCACUGCUGAGGGCGAGUUUAUUCCUCUGGACCAAAUGGAAAUUGACGUCGGUUUCGACAGCGGCAUCGAUCGCAUCUUCCUGGUGUCGCCCAUCACUAUCGUCCACGAAAUUGACGAGGACAGUCCGUUCUAUGACAUGAGCAAACAGGAGAUGGAGAGCUCUGACUUUGAAAUCGUCGUCAUCCUGGAAGGUAUGGUGGAAGCCACCGCCAUGACCACCCAGUGUCGCAGCUCCUACGUGGCCAGCGAGAUCCUCUGGGGACACCGCUUUGAGCCCGUCCUCUUUGAGGAGAAAAACUAUUACAAAGUAGACUAUUCUCGCUUUCACAAGACCUACGAAGUGCCCAGCACCCCCUUGUGUAGUGCAAGGGAUCUCGCUGAGAAAAAAUACAUCCUCUCCAACUCAAAUUCGUUUUGCUAUGAGAACGAGGUGGCCCUUUUAAACAAAGAGGAGAAAGAGGAAGGGAAAGGCGAAAGCUUGAGUCCUGGGGGGACGAACACAGACACUAGCUCGGACUCUGACCACAGCCAGGCCACCGUUCCUUUAGAAACGCGGCCUUUGAGGCGGGAAUCUGAAAUAUGACUGUGCAGAACUUGCGGAAAGGUUUAACAGACACCUUUUCAUUCAGGCACAUUGAGCUGAACUGAGCCCUUCGGCGAGGCAGACUCAAGCUAACGGUACAGUUACGAGGAAGAUCGAUCGGAGAAACUGUACAGAAGUGUUCUUACGAGUAUGCAUGGUUAAAUAAACACCGCAUAGAGGCACUGCAUAGCUAUUUGAAGAAUGCACGUCAAAGCGAAGACAGGGUUACCCAAUUAGACCGUUGCUUCUAAAUGACACGAAGCUGGGAGAUGUGCUAGGCAAAACUUGAAAAUGAGGAGGCAUGUGUCCGUGUGCAUUUGUCCUGAACAAGUUUGAUAUCUCUGACAUAUGAAUACUUCUGUUAUUCACUCCUGCUGCUGUUAUGAAAGUUGAUUCCCUUACAUUUUAAAUCGGCAUGGAAAUUUGCACCCACAUGUUAUCCAGUUUUGCCCAUUGCAAUGACGGAUUUUGUUUGAUAAAUAAGUAGUCAGUGGCCCUCUGCACAUUUUAGGAAUGCGAGCUUUUAAAGAUGUGGGCGAAAACGCACAAAACCAUGCCUGUUUAUUGCGAUACAUCAGACAGGGUCUUUACAUCAGUAUCAGAGACAUCACAGACAUUUGUCGGUAGAGACAAAUAGAGUGAACGUGUUAUUGAAUGUCUUUCUACAAGUGCUGCUAUGUUGCAUUUUAAAUCGACUUUUAGGCUUAAACCAAAGAGUAUUCAAAAUGAUCUUUCGUUAAAUUAUUUUUAGGACGACAGACAAGUCAGAACAUGGAGUACAAUAUAUAUAUUUGUAAGUGGACUGAAGUUGUUUGUUUGCUAAUGCACGCGUAUGGUCUAUUUUAUCAAUUAUUUUCUCAUUCAAAGCCAAAUGUGUAUAGGACAAAGAUAAAAUAUAAAGUUGAAAAUAAGCAAGCUACAGGUUAGCCUACCUUAUUUUCAGGUAAUCUCUUAUUUUCUUCCCUUAACUUCAGUGUUACUGUAGUUUAGUGCUACAUACAUUUUUGGGUUGAAAACUGUUGCUAGAAAACCUUUAGAUGUAAGGUUCUUUGCAUGGAUUACACAUAUAUUCAUUUACAGGCCGUGUGAGUGUGUAAUGAAGGUUUGGGUUUAUAGACUUUUUAACGUAAACGAAAUUCACUUUCUCGUCUGAUUUAAACCUUUUUUAAUAAUUCAUUAUUUCUCAAUCAACUCUAACCUCGCCUGACAAACUGCAAUACAACCCAAAGCACUCAUUUGGCAGGUGUACCGAGAGCCGGGUAUGUAAGACUGGGUUAUUAGACUGAGAUCAUGGUACUGUGAUCCAAUGACAAUCAGAAUGCAGAAUCUGAGCUCAGAACCGCACUUGCACAUGAAAUCGUGCACUUGUGAUAUCACGCGUUGAUAGUGAUAUCAAACCUGUAUCCUGUUUUCUUAAAUAGGCCUGCCUGAAGUAAUUCAAAGACGGCCGCUAGAGCACGUUCUCCUGAAAGCUCUAUAAAAGGAGACGAUAAAUUAGGGGAUUUUUUCACAUCAUACGUCUGUGUUAACAAAAAGAGUAUAAAUUGCUUUUAGUACAACUUCAUCCGUAGUUUCUCACACUUGACGAACAGCCAAACGUGCAGUAAGCCUGGUGUGUACCGGACUUCUGCUGGCUCACAGGAAGCAAAUGCUUCUUUUAUUGACUGAAUGUCUAUAGGCAGCGUUUCUCUUUGUUGUAAAUAUCCCGUACUUUAUGCAGUCGUUUUGUAUCAGUCUUCCCCAAUGUACUGAAAAAUAAAACAAUGGAAUGUACAGAUUUUUAUAUUAUGAUUAAUAUUAUUGUUCUUAUAAUAAUAAUAAUUAUUAUUAUUGUAAUUAUUAUUGUACAUGCUAUUUUAUUUCUUUUUUUUUUCAAUAAAACAAGAUUGA
Triplophysa rosa is the source of this 3589-nucleotide messenger RNA. RefSeq names its product potassium inwardly rectifying channel subfamily J member 2a (gene kcnj2a). The record is from RefSeq and is a predicted model, not a curated record. Gene Ontology annotation, molecular function: inward rectifier potassium channel activity. The coding region runs from base 416 to 1699 and encodes 427 amino acids. The transcript is spliced from 2 exons. NCBI's taxonomy places the organism in Eukaryota, Metazoa, Chordata, Actinopteri, Cypriniformes, Nemacheilidae. Gene Ontology annotation, cellular component: plasma membrane. Gene Ontology annotation, biological process: potassium ion import across plasma membrane; regulation of monoatomic ion transmembrane transport.